AUGGGAUCUUUAUACAGAAGUGAGGAAAUGACCCUGUGCCAACUUUUCUUGCAGGCUGAAGCGGCCUACGCGUGUGUCUCGGAACUGGGAGAACUCGGAUUAGUGCAAUUUAGAGAUCUAAAUCCGGACAUCAACGCGUUUCAAAGAAAAUUUGUAAACGAAGUCAGACGAUGCGAGGAGAUGGAUCGGAAGUUAAGGUUUUUGGAGAAGGAAAUCAAGAAAGAUGGGAUUCCCAUUCUGGAUACGGGUGACAGUCCGGACGCUCCAGCUCCCAGGGAGAUGAUUGAUCUCGAAUCCACUUUCGAAAAACUGGAGAACGAGAUGAAAGAAGUUAAUGCGAACACGGAGGCUCUCAAGAGGAAUUUUCUUGACUUGACUGAACUCAAGCAAAUCCUCAAAAACGCCCAAACCUUUUUUGCCGAGGCUAUGACUGAUCAAGCACUAAGCGAAGACGCCAGCGUUUUGUUGAGCGAGGAAAAAACAGCAGCCACUUCGGGGCAGCCACAGAGAUUAGGAUUUGUAGCGGGGGUGAUAUUAAGGGAGAGGGUGCCGGCCUUUGAACGGCUUCUCUGGAGGGCAUGUAGAGGUAACGUUUUUCUCAAGUUGGCCGAGGUGGAUGGGCCCUUGGAAGACCCUGUGACGGGUGACCAGGUUAACAAAUCGGUCUUCAUCAUCUUCUUCCAGGGUGACCAAUUAAAAGCCAGGGUCAUCAAAAUUUGCGAAGGUUUUCGGGCCACACUUUACCCGUGCCCCGAGACGCAAGUGGAACGUAAGGAGAUGUCAGCAGGGGUCAUGGCCAGGAUCGAAGACCUUAACACAGUCUUGAGUCAGACGCAAGACCAUAGGACUCGAGUUCUCAUAACAGCCGCUAAAAAUAUCAAAGUGUGGUUCAUAAAGGUACGCAAGAUCAAAUCCAUCUACCACACUCUGAACAUGCUGAACAUCGAUGUGACUCAGAAAUGCUUGAUCAGCGAGUGCUGGUGCCCCGUUAAAGAUUUGGAAAAGAUACAGAUGGCGCUAACUAGAGGAACGGAACGUAGCGGCAGCAGCGUUCCCUCGAUCCUGAACCGCAUGGAGACCAGCCAGCAGCCUCCCACUUACAACUGCACGAACAAGUUCACUGAGGUUUUCCAGUCUGUUGUAGAUUCAUACGGUGUAUCAACCUACCUGGAGAUUAACCCAGCUCCAUUCACCAUCAUCAGCUUCCCAUUCCUGUUCUCACUGAUGUUCGGUGACGCUGGGCAUGGUCUGGUGAUGCUGAUGGUUGCACUCUGGAUGGUUCUCUUUGAAAAGAGGUUGAUGAAACAAAAGACCGAUAAUGAGAUAUGGAACAUAUUCUUUGGUGGCCGAUACAUCAUCUUACUGAUGGGAGCUUUCUCAGUCUAUUCCGGUCUCAUGUAUAACGACUGUCUCUCCAAAUCCAUCAACAUAUUUGGGUCGAAGUGGAAGCCUGGCCCAGAUAAAUACGAUACCGAAUUCCUCCACAAGAAUCCACAUAGCACUCUCGAUCCCACCAACAACACGGACUACACCGGAUAUCCCUAUCCUUUUGGCAUGGACCCCAUAUGGAUGGUGGCGUCGAAUAAAAUCACCUGGUUAAAUUCCUACAAGAUGAAGAUCAGUGUGGUAUUUGGAGUGGGACAGAUGAUCUUUGGUCUAAUUCUCAGUCUGCAGAACCACAGAUUCCGCAAGGACUCGCUGUCAAUAAUUUGCGAAUUUCUACCACAAAUGAUCUUCAUACUUUGUAUCUUUGGCUACCUCAUCAUACUCAUCCUCUACAAGUUCAUUAACAUCGAUGCUUCACAGGCUGCCUGCGCUCCCAGCUUGCUGAUUGGUCUGAUCAACAUGUUCCUGAUGAAUUAUCCUGAAGAGCCUUGCAGCGCAAAGGAAUUUUAUUCUGGGCAGAAAGGCUUCCAGAUUUUUCUGUUGCUAGUGGCUGUGGCUUGCGUUCCCUGGCUCCUAAUUGCCAAACCUGUGAUGUUGAAAAGGAGAAAUGACGCGAAGAAUAAUAAGGGAAAUAAGUUACCGUUUGAACACAAACUGGAAGAUGGCCUUGAUGUCAACGCUACCAAAGAUCAUGAAGAAGAAUUUAACAUGGGAGAGAUAAUUGUCCACCAGUGCAUUCACACCAUCGAGUAUUGCCUGGGCUGUAUUUCUCACACGGCUUCCUACUUGAGAUUGUGGGCUCUCAGUUUGGCACACGCUGAACUCUCCGAAGUCCUAUGGAACAUGAUCUUCAGAGUAGCGUUGAAAAUGAGUGGAUGGCCGGGAACGGUGGCCACCUUUCUUUUAUUUGCUCCCUGGGCUUUUUUAACGAUAACGAUAUUGCUACUUAUGGAAGGGCUGUCCGCAUUUCUGCAUACACUGAGAUUGCAUUGGGUUGAAUUCCAGAGCAAGUUCUACCAGGGGGAUGGCUACCUUUUCGAGCCAUUUUCUUUCGACAAAAUAAUCGAGAUAGACAUAAAAAAAUAAUUAUAAUAUUAAUAAUUAUAUUU
Helobdella robusta is the source of this 2495-nucleotide messenger RNA. RefSeq lists its product as hypothetical. Gene Ontology annotation, molecular function: proton-transporting ATPase activity, rotational mechanism; ATPase binding. Gene Ontology annotation, cellular component: vacuolar proton-transporting V-type ATPase, V0 domain; vacuolar proton-transporting V-type ATPase complex; plasma membrane. The transcript is spliced from 23 exons. The record is from RefSeq and is a predicted model, not a curated record. Lineage: Eukaryota; Metazoa; Annelida; Clitellata; Rhynchobdellida; Glossiphoniidae. Gene Ontology annotation, biological process: proton transmembrane transport; vacuolar acidification. The coding region runs from base 1 to 2472 and encodes 823 amino acids.